UUUUUAGGUUAUCUUUAGAGUCACUCUGUAAAGAUAAGCCCUCAUAAGCACGGUUGCAAUAAUUUUAAGACAUAAAUGAGUCGUAGUUUAUGAAGUUAAAUCUAAAACUUAUAUAAUUUUUAUUUGUGCACAACUUUGAGCGGUCUACAUUUUAAAAUUUAUAUAAGCAAGAUGGCACAUUCAUCAGAGAGUAGUGGCAAUUUAAAAAGUGGUGUGAUUGAUUUUGUUGCUGGAUCAUUAGGUGGAGUUGCUGUUGUUUAUGUUGGCCAACCAUUAGACACAGUCAAAGUAAAAAUGCAGACUUUUCCACAUCUUUACAAAGGAAUGUAUGAUUGCUUGAGGACAACUUUAAAGAAUGACGGUGUUAUUCGAGGGCUCUAUGCUGGCACUACACCUGCAAUUAUGGCAAAUGUUGCUGAGAACUCAGUACUUUUUGCUGCUUAUGGAUAUUGUCAAAAACUAGUGUGCCACAUGACUGGCACCGAGAGCGUCGAUAAGCUAUCAGCGCUGGGCAACGCGUCCGCCGGGUUCCUGGCGUCGUUUUUUUCGUCGUUCACGCUCUGCCCCACGGAGCUUAUCAAGUGUCAGCUGCAGGCGAUGAGAGAAGUCAAUGUCCAGGGCUCUCAAUCAGCUGUGAAAAUCACUCCACUUCAGCUCACCCAGCAAAUUUUUAAACAGUACGGCAUACAAGGUCUGUUUCGAGGUCUGGUGCCGACCAUUAUGAGGGAAAUGCCGGGGUAUUUCUUCUUUUUCGGUGGAUAUGAAGGUACAAGAGAGCUCCUAGCAAAGCCAGGCCAAUCGAAGGACGACAUAGGUUUCUUCAGGACAAUGGUAGCUGGCGCCGUCGGCGGUCUCGUCCUGUGGACGGUCAUAUUCCCGUCUGACGUCAUCAAGUCCCGGGUUCAAAUAUCGAACAAAAGCCAAAAGUUCCUUACAGUUGGAAUGGAGAUAGUGAAAAAAGAAGGUGUAUCAGCGUUAUACAACGGACUGAAGCCCACUCUCGUGCGAACUAUACCCGCCACUGCGGCUCUGUUCGUCGUCUACGAAUAUUCUAAGAAGUUUAUGCAUCAAUCGUUUGGAGACUGAACUGUUAUCAAUAAAUCAAUCUGUAAAUAUU
Molecule: messenger RNA, 1117 nt
Organism: Aricia agestis (brown argus)
Lineage: Eukaryota; Metazoa; Arthropoda; Insecta; Lepidoptera; Lycaenidae
Product: mitochondrial ornithine transporter 1
Exons: 7
Coding region: 172-1086 (304 amino acids)
Biological process (GO): mitochondrial L-ornithine transmembrane transport
Molecular function (GO): L-ornithine transmembrane transporter activity
Source: RefSeq, a predicted model, not a curated record